AAUAAUUAUGUACUCUGGAAUUGCAAUGAGGAUAGCUGGGGAAAGCCCCUGCUGGGACUGGACAGACAAAACCGACAUCAUAAAGAAGCGUUCGAUUUUUUUCGUCCAAAAAUUUAAAAAAUUAGCAAUAUCUACAUGGAUGACAAUUUGUCGGGUAGGGCAAGAAGAUUCGUCUCGGGUUUUCCACUCACUCAAAGUAGGGUUUUCUUUGACAUUAGUUUCUUUGUUGUAUCUUUUGGAGCCGUUAUUCCAAGGUAUCGGUCAGAACGCCAUUUGGGCUGUCAUGACUGUUGUCGUUGUGCUCGAGUUCACUGCUGGGGCAACAUUAUGCAAAGGCUUAAACAGAGGGAUUGGCACUUUGCUAGCUGGAUCACUUGCUUUCUUGAUUCAAUACAUCGCCGAAGAAUCUUCUCACAUAUUCCGCGCUAUCUUCAUCGGGACUGCAGUUUUUGUUAUCGGAAGUGCCGCAACAUACAUGAGAUUUUUUCCGUACAUAAAGAAGAACUACGAGUACGGAGUAGUGAUAUUUCUGUUGACAUUCAAUUUGAUAAUCGUGUCAAGUUAUCGAAUACAUAACGUGCUUAAGAUAGCGCAAGAACGGUUUUAUAUGAUAGCCAUAGGAUGUGGAAUAUGUCUCCUUAUGAGCCUUAUUGUCUUCCCCAAUUGGUCAGGCCAAGACCUUCAUCAUUCCACAAUCUCUAAGCUUGAGGGAUUGGCAUUUUCAAUUGAAGCGUGCGUAAAUGAGUACUUUAGCAACGAAGACCGAAAAGCAGCCAAAGAUACAACAUUAGAGGAUCCUAUUUAUAAGGGGUAUAAGGCUGUUCUUGACUCUAAAUCCAGUGACGAGACCUUGGCAAUGCAUGCAAGUUGGGAGCCAUGCCAUUCAAGGUACUGUUACAGGUUGCCAUGGCAGCACUAUGUAAAGUUGGGUGAAGUUCUCCGACGUUUCGGAUACACAGUCGUCGCUCUACAUGGAUGCCUUCAAACUCAAAUUCAGACUCCACGGUCGGUUCGAGCUCUUUUCAAAGAUCCGUGCAUCCGAGUCGCCGGAGAAGUAUCGAAAGCACUAAUAGAACUAUCCGAGAGCAUACAAAACCGCCGCCAGUGCUCGCCGGAGAUCAUCUCCGACCACCUCCACGAAGCCCUACAAGACCUCGACGCCGCCCUCAAAUCCCAGCCAAGACUCUUCCUCGGCCCCAACACCGCCACCAAGAACAUGCUAACCUUUGCCGCCGUCACCCACAAGUCCUCCACCACCACCAGAGGAGGAGGAGUCUCGUUGGCAAGUGUCAAAACCGAUUCAUCCGCACUCCUACAAUGGAAGUCGAAAAGGGCCGCUAAGGAACAAGCCAAUAAUAAUGAUUCUCUUCGGCCGACUUUAAGCAAGAUUGCUAUGAUCACAAGCCUAGAGUUCUCCGAAGCGCUUCCGUUUGCCGCCUUUGCUUCGUUGCUGGUGGAGGCUGUGGCGAGGCUUGAUCUUGUUAUCGAUGAGGUUGAAGAAUUGGGGAGGGUCGCUAAUUUCAGAGAGUUCAAUACAUGUGAUGCUGAUCAAGUCACUAAAACUUGUACAAAACCUACUACACCAUUGCACAACCAUUUGCCUUCCCAUGGAGUAGAUUGAUCAUAAAUAUUAUUUAGGGCAAAUUACGAAGAAAAAAAAAACUCUUGUUUCGGUAAUUGCAGACACCCCCUCCUUUUAAAUAUUUUUACAUAAGAUUUAUGUAAUUCGGUUAUUUACC
Messenger RNA from Erythranthe guttata (spotted monkey flower), 1739 nucleotides. Its product is annotated as aluminum-activated malate transporter 12. Gene Ontology annotation, biological process: malate transport. NCBI's taxonomy places the organism in Eukaryota, Viridiplantae, Streptophyta, Magnoliopsida, Lamiales, Phrymaceae. The record is from RefSeq and is a predicted model, not a curated record.